Messenger RNA from Caenorhabditis angaria, 1353 nucleotides. The record is from the annotation of a GenBank genome assembly. NCBI's taxonomy places the organism in Eukaryota, Metazoa, Nematoda, Chromadorea, Rhabditida, Rhabditidae.
AUGCUGAGUCCUGCAAUUCCUGGUGAAUCAACAGUUCAAUUACCUGCAAUUUCAUUAUCUGGAAACAAUGCAAAUAGAACACUUUGGGUUGGAGAUGUUCCACAUGAUUGGUCUGAAGAGGAUCUAUCAAAAGUGUUCGCUGAAUGCUCGCAUCCAACAUAUAAAACAAAACGUGUUUUUAUAAAAGGAGAAUUACAAGGAUAUUGUUUUGUCGAAUUCAGAAAUACAGAUGAAGCUAGAAAUACAAUGUAUGAUUUGAAUGGAAAUCGAGUUCCAGGUACAAAAGGAAAAGUUCGAUUCAAUUUGUGUUUUGCAAAUGAUACUUAUAAUCCGUGAGUUUACAUAUAUUUAAAAUUAAUCCUUUUGCAAACAAAUAUUUUUUUACAGUAAUUCUGAAUUCAAUAUUCAUGUUGCUGGAAUUCCAGUCGAUUAUUCAGAUGCUGAAUUUUAUCGAAUUUUUGAUAAAUAUUAUUCAUGUCGCGGUGCAAAAAUGUUCAGAUUCGCUGACGGAAAAUCGAAAGGAAGUGGCUAUGUUCGUUUCGGUGAUCAAACAGAUCAACAAAUGGCAUUAGUUGAAAUGGACCGGAAAAAAGUUGAUCAUCAACGAAUUUCAAUAAAACUCGCCGGACCUCGUGGUGAGAAAAUCGAUCGUUUUGAAAAACGCGAUUCGUAUAGAAACGGUGGAAGAGAUAAUGGAAAUGGUCAAAGGAAAAGUGCACCGUAUAGCAGAGGAUCUUAUAAUAAUCAACAGGUUUUUGACGCUUUUGGAAUGCCAAUUGUGAGUUUUUUAUUGUUUGAAAUCGGGGGUGAAAAACAUUGUUUUUUGCAGCAACAAAAAGAGCAAGUGCAAGAUUUAUACAACACUGAUUAUCCAUGGAAAAUUCUACCAGAUGAAAAUGAUUUGGAUCCAAUUAUUGGAUUAGAUCUUUUACGUAUGUUUUGAUAAUUCUAGAAGGGUACCCUGGGAUCGAAAAUUCAACUCACUUUCAUUUUUUUUUGGUUCGGACGGAUGUAGAAUCGCAAAAUGAUCAAAAUAUUAAUUUUGAAUGAAAAAUUGAAAAGAUCAGACGUGACCCUGGUUUUUAAAAAAAUUUUCUAUUUCUGAAACAGGCGGCAUUAUUUGUAGAAUACUUAUAAACCAAAAAUAUUUUUCCUCUUGCUCCGAAAAAUUGGCAUUUUUCAGCUGCAAAAUAUCGUCCCCAAGUCACAAAUAAACGAUAUAUGGUAGAUCCAGAACAAUUCAUGUUCGAUAUGGAAUCGAGUCGAUGGAGUACUGUAUGCUUCAAUAUAAAUAUCAAACAAGAAGAACUCGAAAAACAAUUAUCUGCCAAUCAAUGGACACUUCCUGCUUGA